Molecule: messenger RNA, 3582 nt
Organism: Aspergillus thermomutatus
Lineage: Eukaryota; Fungi; Ascomycota; Eurotiomycetes; Eurotiales; Aspergillaceae
Exons: 2
Coding region: 1-3582 (1193 amino acids)
Source: RefSeq, a predicted model, not a curated record
AUGUUAUGUCGCCCCCAGAUUCUAUCUCCACCAGAAAGCGCGCGACAGGCCGCUCAGGCUGCGAAACGGACCACCUUCUUUGAUGAAUUCUACUCUGCUGGUCCAUCUAUAGUCGCUGAUCCCCAUCCCCCUAUCACUCAUCUUACUGGCACAGGGGAGCCGUCGGUGACCCAUGAACUGGAGGAGCUUCUACCGCCGCUGAGUCCUGGUCUAGCGCCUAUUGAGCUCGAAGAUGACCAUUUACAUAUUGAUGAGCCGCCUCUUCCUUUAGGCCAUUUCGAGGCUGCUGCCAGUCCUGAGCCAGAAACCCCAGUCCUACGAUCCCCACGGACGCGCAGUGAGCGACGCCGUGUUGUUAAUCAUUUGAAUAUUGAGAUUCGAGUCCCCCUACCACCUAUUAUCAGACCUGGCGAGGAUAUCUGCACGCUUGCACGUGCUCUCGCAGACCAGCUCUAUCAGCAUCAUGGCUGUUGUCAUCAAUGCCAUGAGCAGGCACACACGGCGCAUCAAGAGGCACAUCUGAUUCAUACAGCGCUUGCGGACUAUCUAGACCAUAUCAACACAGACGGAGACUUUCCGGACGUGCUGAGCUCAACCACGAUCGCUACCCGCGAGUCCAAUCUCGCUCAGAGAGUAACUAAGCAGCGGAAACAACAGGUCUUCUGCGGAAUAGAUCCUGGGCAGCCAGACCAAUUACCAACACAUCUCUGUUUGUCAGCCGACCAUCGCCCGGACCCUACAUUAGAAGUCACGUUAGAUAUUGAUAGUGUGGGUGGAUUCGUGAGUAGUUUGGCAGUGGCUCGUCAUGGGAUCCGAUGGUAUCCUAUGCAGGUGCCUGUCUCUGAUCUCCAGUCAGGCCUACAUUUAAAUCCGAUUUCGGUGCAGUAUCACGACCUGAAUGGGCAGGCCCAUACCAUUCGCCGACCUGUUCAUCAAGUCCCGCACUAUACCUUUGGCCGCCUGAUCGGGUUUGAGGAUAUUUCUCUAUAUCUGCUCUUUCCCCGACUAUACCGUGAAAAUCAGCAAUCCAGCCGUCUGUUAGACCAGGAUUUCAAGCAAUGGACGGACGAUAUUCUCCUCCCAAUUAUCAAUCGCUGUCAUUUGGGCCACCUUGUCCAACACUACCCAUCUAGCUUUGAUCACAGUCGGCUCAACGCCACUGCCCGUGGCGUGGAAAUGCGGUCGCAGCGAGUUGAUCUAGUCGUACGCGAGCAGCUUCUCUUUUACUUUCUUCCUCCCGAGGCGCUCACCACCGUCUGGGAACAGAUUCUCGAGGCGACCCAACGCCCAGGCUUCCAUCAGUUCCAGGACAUAAAGAUCCUGAUUGAGGGGAAAAACCUGAAGACCCUGACCAAGGCGCAUACGUUGGCCGAUCUGAUCGAGGGCUUUCAACAGCACUGGCAGAAUGCCGUCCACGAGACCUAUCUCUCGGAGCCGUUCUUCUAUGAUAUUGGAAAGGAAACAUGCCCGACGGCUGUAUUCGAGCCCUCUGAGAGCCAGCCGCAGACGUUGCUCUGGCGGCGAUGCUGCCUAGACGCCUAUAGCCAGUGGAUUCAUAGCAAACAGCCACCGGAUGCUCCCCAUGCCCUUCAGCGAUUCUACCCGAUCAGUAUGCUUGAGGAUACCGGCAGCCUCACCUUGGAAACCCGGCGAUCAUCGCCGCACCGGCAAGCUGGUCUUUUCUACAGCCAGUUCUACGCCAGCGUGAAAGAGGUCUUUACCGCAGGCAAUAUCUAUCCUUUUACCAACUCCGGUUUGGAGACCCUGGCGCUCGAUCCGAAGCUCCGAAAGACCUGGCAAACUGUCGGGGGCGGUCUGAGCCAUAAUCCCAUCGCUCUGAAUCGCGCCUACCUGACCACAAAGCAACGGUGUCAUGCCGCCCUUCAAGGCUCAAUCCAGAAGGUCUUCGGCCUGCGAGAAGAGCACCGCGUGUCUCGGACGCUAUUCGAUCAAAUCAUGCGAGAAUUCCAGGACCGGGGACAGUUGACGACCCCAUUUCUGAGAAUUCCUGAUUCCUUGGAGAGUUUCUAUGCCCUUCCAACCUCUACGCUCCUUCGAUGGUUCCGAUGGAAUAUUAACAAGUUCUGUGUGGGCUUUGAGAUGGUCUACAGCCUUAAUGACCGGCAUUUUAUGACCUGGGAACAUACACGGAUGAUGUUGAUGUUCCUUCGCUGUCUCCUGUUCUCUUACUCGGGGGGUCUUCUCGAGCGGGUAUCGGGCUGCUGGCGAGAUGUCUGGUUUCGCCCAGAUCCAACCCAGCCCGACGGCCUUCGCCGCUGCGAGGGGCUAGGGUUUCAGCGGAAUAUGCAGCAAUCCGGAUACGGCUGGUUUCUUGAUAAGAUCGACUGGGAGAUGAUGGUGUUCCGCCAGCCCGCCGCGCAGUUCAUACAAUUUAAUAAUCCCUCGCUGCAAGCCGCGUAUCACGCCCGCUACUCCCAAGUUUGGGAUGUCCGCGUGGACUUUAUUCAGAUCAGCCAGAUCCAUCAGUGGAUGACCGAGUUCAGCAGUAUUCUAACUUGUCAGGAAUAUCUUCAGAAAUAUCUUCGUCAGCUCUGUUUACGCGCCUUCCGCAAGGAUGUCUUUGCUCAGAUUAAGCCACUUCUGAAUAAAGAGUCAGCUACCGCCGCACUGGCAGGUGAGGUCCCGCUAUGCUGGCCCAGUCUGGAAAACGCGCUUCAGGCCCGAUUCCGGCCUCCACACAUUGCUUCGGGAAAUCGUAUGGCGGUCAAGCACAUUGAUGUCCUAUUUACAUGGCUCUGGGAAUGGCGUGACGGACGAUUUAAACGGAAAGGAUGGGAUAAUAAGCCCUAUCGGCUCUUAUAUCAAAAGAGCUUUGAGAUUAUCACACUGAUCCAAGGAAAGGACGCUGCUCAUGAGUGGAAGCAAAGUCUGAAAGCCUCCUUUAUUCAGAGCCAUUGGAUGCUGCCCUAUCCCCAAAACAAUAGUUUCAUGCGAAAAUCCAAAGAGAGUGGUCAGGUUAUGUGGUGGUCCAGUGUUCACCGCGGUCUAGACCUUUAUUAUAAGGAACUCGAUUCCUUUGAGAAGCCCUUUCCGGCCUCCUAUAUCAAACAUCAUCCUAUCGAUCAUUGGGGCCCAUCUCGACCCUCCCUCUCCCAUCUCGACUAUACUAUUCAACCGGAGCAACGACUUCUUCAUCUCUCUGAUAGCGACCUGUAUCAGCAUCUGACCGAGCUACGUACUCAGUGGAAUUCUCGAACCUGGACGCCACGUCCGUCGGGGCGCCAACCGUCUCGAGUAAUAUUUGAGAUUCAGGAGCGGGUUGAGAAUCCAUUCAACCCAAUUACAGGCCCUGUUGAGACAUGGUCUAUAUCAGCGUGCAGCCGGAUGCUUCAGCCAGCAUUAUAUAAAUACGAGAUUCUCCAGCAUCGUCAGCAGUGUUUUCAGCGCCGUCACCGCCAUUCCACAGUACCUGACUAUUUCUCUGACACAGAGCCUGAGGUGCAGGUAGAUGCGGAUCAGCAAACAUCUGAUGAAGAGGGUAUCGAGCCUCAGAAAACACGUUUAGAGGAGUACAUUCAGCGUAUCGAGAGACGGAUGUUUGAGAUUAUUUGUGAGGAUUGA